ACCUUAAAUGAGCUGAUGACAGAAGAGAAAAGCACUUUCUCUUAGGUUUAGCGGCAAGUGGCAGCAGCAACAGAAGCAGCAAUGAGACACCACAUACUCCUCGCCGUGGUGCUCAGCCUGGCGGUAAGCCUUUCGAGAGAGAGCAACACUGAAACAGCUACUGCCACACCAGAGCCAACAACCUCAACUACAGCUCUAGAGGACAACACUGAAACAGCUACUGCCUCACCAGAGCUGACAACCUCAACUACAGAGAACAACACUGAAACAGUUACUGCCACACCAGAGCCAACAACCUCAACUACAGAGAACAACACUGAAACAGUUACUGCCACACCAGAGCCAACAACCUCAACUACAGCUCUAGAGGACAACACUGAAACAGCUACUGCCUCACCAGAGCUGACAACCUCAACUACAGAGAACAACACUGAAACAGUUACUGCCACACCAGAGCCAACAACCUCAACUACAGAGGACAACACUGAAACGGCUACUGCCUCACCAGAGCCAACAACCUCAACUACAGAGGACAACACUGAAACGGCUACUGCCUCACCAGAGCCAACAACCUCAACUACAGGGGACGUGUGCAACCCAAACCCUUGUGGAACAGAUUUGGCUGAAUGUAUUGCUUUACACAGCAAUUAUACCUGCAGGUGCCAAUAUGGAUUCUACUACAGCGAGAACAAUUGUCGUCAAGGGAAAGUAUUCCCAGGAGUCAUUACGCUGAAUGCUUCUUACAGUGAUGAUCUUCAAAAUGUAAAUUCCACACAGUAUGAAGAGAUGUUCCAAAAUAUAACAAAGUUUUUUGAGGACGCCUUCAGCAAUUUACCAGGCUUUGAACAGACCGUCAUCACGCAAAUUCAAUCUGCACAAGAAGUCAGAGCUUCUCUUUUAACAAGUGUAACAGUGAUGAACCUGUUUACGCACAACUCGGAUGUAGAUAAGAAGGAAGUUACUUCGGCAAUUGAAAAAGCAACUAUAAAUUCACCUGUCUCUGGGUACAGAGCUGCAAACUAUUGUGAUGUUUAUAAUUGUGAUAAAGAAACCACAGUGUGCCAAGAAAAAAUGAUUCCUACAUGCGAAUGCAGAGCUGAUUUCUCGAAAACUCCAUGGGAUGUUCUUUCUUGUUCAGAUUGCAGUAAAAGCUGUUCUGACGAAAGACACGAGUACUGUGCAAAAGAAAAAGGGAUUCCACAAUGCAAAUGCAAGCCUAACUUUGAAAGAAAGGAUGGAGUAUGUGUACAGUGUCCAGUGGGCUACUCUGGGGACAACUGCGAUAACAAUAGUGAACUCAUACUUAUAAUAGUGGGUACAGUGUUUGGAGCCGUUAUCCUGAGUUUAGUGAUAGCAGUGUCUGUUGUUUCAGUAAGAGCCAAACACAAACCAGAUCCAGAGAAGAGGAGCCUGAUGAGACCAGGAUAUUCCAACCCAAACUUAUCUGAUGAGAGACAGAACACAACCUUCCCCAGAGUCCAGACCACUUCUGGCCAUGCGAACCCAGGAUAUCAGCCAAAUAAUCCAUAUGAGAACUGAGGCCAAAACCGUGAUAGAAGCAACACAGAAACCUGAUGGUUUAAAAAAACACCCACUUUUAAAAAGCUACCAAUUAAGAGAAGAAAAACAUCUAUUUAAUUAGUUGACUGGUCAGAUUCACAUGGAUUUUGGCAUUUCUAACUUUCCAAGAAAUUCAGCUUUUCACUUUUGAAAAUUCUGCAUGUUUUGUUUUCCUUGAGGGCUGGUGAAAGGGCUAUCAUGUGCAGCGUGCUACAUGCUGAACUGAGAAAGAAGCUUUCUGACCCAGAGCUACUCUUUAUUUCUUUUCUUCUUUUCUUUUCUUGUCCAAAUUCUCUGUAGUAUGACGUAUCAAGUGAGAGUGGGGGCUUUAGGAUGCAGAGCAGAUACUAAGAAACCGAAGCCGUGGAAGGAUGAUCAUUGCAACAAUGGGUCAGAUCAAACAUUUUCACACCUUCUCACCAAUUCAGUCACUUCAGCAGAAGAGACACCAAAAUCCAUAACCCCAUAUUCUCUGAAGAUUUUCUGAAGGAAGGCGCCUGCUUGAAAGAGAUCAUGGACAACUCACUGAAAUAAGGGGAAAAUGAAGCAGAAGGUAGGAAGAAGAAGAGGACUUUAAAAAGAACUAAUGGGCUCCAAUAAACAUUAGACUUCUUUCAGGUGGCCAGUACAUUGGCAAGUGAGUGAAUGCAGACAAGAUACCAGGAUUUUAACCCCGCUGUUUUUCAGUUCUUCUGGAAGAUGGUCCAGGCUAUAUGUGUGAUACUGAAAAAUGUCAGCACCCAGAGCUUUGUCUGUACUUGUGCUCACUCCAUGUCAGCUAUGGGCAGCCUGCAUGGCUUUGGGCAGAUCAAAAGGGUUCUUCAUGAGAAGAACCCUUCCUCUUCCUCUUGACUAUAUCAGAUACAGCGUUUUCUCCCUCCUCAACCCCCCGCAAUGUUUUCUAUCUGAGAGCAUUCCAUUCAGAUCUCAGCUGACGUGCAUUGUGUGAGACAAUGGUACUCAUCUGACCUCUUACACAGCCUUCCUUCACAAUAAAAUGACAAGAAAUGCAUCUUCAAACAAACACUAUUCUCCAUCUUGCACUACUACAUUGAUUAUGCAUUCUCAGCUCCUGUGGCAAGUGUUAGUGUGUUAUUUUCUCUUCUACUUUUUAUGUUGAUUGAAUGAUCUUAAGGUUGAGGGUUGGGUUUUUUUCAUUUUUUACAUGCACUCAAUAAAUCUGUCUGUAAAAGAA
This is a messenger RNA of Calidris pugnax (ruff), 2755 nucleotides long. It is a transcript of the gene MUC13, whose product is annotated as mucin 13, cell surface associated. The record is from RefSeq and is a predicted model, not a curated record. Lineage: Eukaryota; Metazoa; Chordata; Aves; Charadriiformes; Scolopacidae. Bases 82 to 1539 code for a protein of 485 amino acids. The transcript is spliced from 20 exons.